Molecule: messenger RNA, 2280 nt
Organism: Pantherophis guttatus
Lineage: Eukaryota; Metazoa; Chordata; Lepidosauria; Squamata; Colubridae
Source: RefSeq, a predicted model, not a curated record
UGCCCGCCGCUGUAUGGCAGAUCGAUCAGCCUCUCUCCUUAGUCUCUCUUGCCUUCUGGGCAAGAUGAUCUCUACUUACGAUAUAGUGCCGUGGGCCCGUCUCCACAGUAGGGAAUUACAAUGGUUCCUGCUCCCCCAUCAACGGAAGCGAUCAAGUACGUCCCUCAUCAGAGUACCUAUAGCCCCAUCCGUCAUAUCCUCCCUCAGGUGGUGGACGUCCUCGGCCUUGUCAGGAGCUUGCUGCUUCAGGGAAACACCGCGAGUAAUAGUCACCACGGACGCGAGCCUCCAGGGCUGGGGAGCUCACCUGACACAUCACAUGGCGCAAGGUCAGUGGUCAUCUUCAGAGCAACUUCUUCCAAUUAACCUCCUGGAACUAAGAGCCAUCCGUCUAGCCUUGCUUCAUUUCCGAGACCUUAUCGUGUCUCGUGACGUCCUUGUCCUUACGGACAACGUUACGGCGAAGGCUCACGUUAAUAGACUGGGAGGCACCCAUUCCCGAGCGCUAAUGGACGAGACCCUGCUACUUGGUCUCUGGGCUGAGUCUCACCUUCACUCCCUUCGUGCAGAUCAUAUCUCCGGGAUGGAGAAUUCGCAAGCGGAUGCUCUAAGCAGACGUCGGCUGGACAACGCGGAAUGGAGCCUCCCCCCUUCUCUCUUCAAGGAGAUCACGACACGCUUCGGGUUCCCAGAAGUGGACCUUUUCGCAUCGCAGGCCAAUCACCAGGUUCCGAGGGUGCUCAGGAAGAUCCUUCAAGAGCAAGCGGAAAUCAUUCUCCUCGCGCCCCGCUGGCCCCGGAGACACUGGUACUCGGACUUGAUCUCCCUAUCUGUCGCUCGGCCGUGGUCUAUUCCGGCCAACCAGAUUGCCCUCGUCCAGGGUUCCCUUCGCCAUCCGGAUCCGGCAUGGUUCCACUUAACCGCGUGGAGGCUGAGCGGUUCCUCCUGCAAGAGGCCAAGGUCCCCUCGUCCGUGAUAGACAUCAUCUUAGCUUCCCGCCGGCCUUCUACUGUCAGGAUCUACAACUCCACCUGGGCCUCCUUCUCCUCUUGGUGCCAGCGCGCUCGUGUUAAUCCCCUUUCUGCUUCAAUCCUGGACGUUUUACUUUUUCUCCGGGAGGGAUUUGCUGCCGGACUAUCUCCAAACACCCUCCGGAGGCAAGCUGCCGCCAUCUCUACGGUUCUGACUUGCGGCUCCGCAUCCUCGAUUUCCCGGCAUCCUGUCGUCCAACAAUUCCUGCGAGGAGCUGCAAAUUUAAGACCUCCUCCCGUUCAUCGCUUCCCUACUUGGGAUUUGAACAAGGUCCUCUCAGCUCUUACGGCUUCCCCCUUCGAGCCUCUUCGAGACGUCUCGCUCCGUUUCUUGUCAUUCAAGGUCUCUUUUUUGGUCGCUAUCACCUCGGCCCGCCGCAUUUCGGAGCUUGCGGCUCUGUCAUCUCGAAGGGACCUCUGCGUUUUUCACCAGGACAGGGUAGUCCUCCGACUGGACCCUUCCUUCAUACCCAAAAUCAAUUCCCCCUUUCAUCGCUCACAAGAGUUGGUCCUACCCAACUUCUGCCCGUCCCCUCAGCAUCCCUUAGAACGCUCAUGGCACACGCUUGACGUGCGUCGUGCUCUCAAAAUAUACCUGAGGCGCACUUCCUCCUUUCGGAAGACAGAGGCUUUAUUUGUCUCUUACCAACCCGCUUCUAUCGGGGCCAAGGCAUCUGCUCCUAUGUUGGGUCGUUGGAUCCGCGCUACAAUAUCGACGGCCUACCAAAGACAAUCCUUGCCUGUACCUCACCACGUCACUGCCCACUCCACCAGGAGCGCGGCGACCUCUGCUGCAUGGGCGACCCAGGCUUCGUGGGAAGAAAUCUGCAGAGCUGCCGCCUGGUCGAGCAUCUCUCCCUUUAUUCGCCACUACCGGGUGGACUCGUUUGCUUCUGCGGAUGCGGCCUUUGGGCGCAGAGUUCUCCAGACGGUCCACUCGACUUGAGGUAACAGGGCCCUUGAUCUUCCCUCCCAGCGGACAUUCAGCUUUGGUAUGUCCCCAGUCUGACAGACGUUCCUUACGCUGAGGAGAAUGGACGUUGGACUUACCUGAUACGUCCGUUCUCUCUUAGUAAGGAACGUCUGUCAGCCCCACCCUUCUGCCGUGCCCUGUUCCCGGGGGUGGGUGGUGUUCUCUUACCUCUCUUUUGUAUUUUCCAGAAAGACACCCCAGUCUGCGUCUACGCCCUCGCCGAAACACUGGGGAUCAUCCAGGAGAGGGCGGAGUUAUUUAAAUCCGCAGACUCGG